Messenger RNA from Humulus lupulus (European hop), 645 nucleotides. RefSeq names its product ethylene-responsive transcription factor 1B-like. The record is from RefSeq and is a predicted model, not a curated record. Gene Ontology annotation, molecular function: DNA binding; DNA-binding transcription factor activity. The transcript has a single exon. NCBI's taxonomy places the organism in Eukaryota, Viridiplantae, Streptophyta, Magnoliopsida, Rosales, Cannabaceae. Gene Ontology annotation, biological process: regulation of DNA-templated transcription; ethylene-activated signaling pathway. The coding region runs from base 1 to 645 and encodes 214 amino acids.
AUGGAGUCCUCUUUCUUGACCUCUCAAUCUUCCGAUUUAUUGCCGGAAUCUUCCUUCGGUUCACCGAAACCAUUCGGGUGGGAUUUGGCCCAGAAUUUUCUCCCUUUCAAUGAGAAUGAUUCGGAGGAAAUGUUCCUGUAUGGACUACUUUCAAACACUAUCCAAGAAACAUGUUCAAACGGAGUUAUGGAGAGUCCACUCAAGGAAGAAGAUGAGAUGAAUAUUACAAAGAAGGAGAAGUCGUAUCGGGGCGUUCGGCGCAGGCCAUGGGGGAAGUUCGCGGCCGAGAUCAGGGACUCGACGCGGCACGGCAUAAGAGUGUGGCUUGGCACGUUUGAUAGCGCCGAGGAAGCCGCUUUGGCCUAUGAUCAAGCUGCUUUUUCUACGCGUGGUCCUACGGCUAUCCUCAAUUUUGCUGUCGAAACGGUUAGAGAGUCUCUGCGAGAGUUGAUUUCUUGCAGCGGCGACGGAGGAGCCCUUGUUGAAGAUUGCUCGCCGCUGAUGGCUCUCAAAAGAACACACUCCAUCAGAAGGAAACUAGUGAUCAGGAAGAGCAAAGAGAAGGAUUUGACACUAAACAAUGUGGUGGUGUUUGAAGAUUUGGGUGCAGAGUACUUAGAGCACCUUUUAGCUACUACAAUCUAA